Messenger RNA from Talaromyces atroroseus, 1878 nucleotides. Its product is annotated as Mitochondrial import receptor subunit tom70. NCBI's taxonomy places the organism in Eukaryota, Fungi, Ascomycota, Eurotiomycetes, Eurotiales, Trichocomaceae. Gene Ontology annotation, molecular function: protein-transporting ATPase activity; protein binding. Gene Ontology annotation, biological process: intracellular protein transport. Bases 1 to 1878 code for a protein of 625 amino acids. The transcript has 5 exons. The record is from RefSeq and is a predicted model, not a curated record. Gene Ontology annotation, cellular component: mitochondrial outer membrane.
AUGGCGAACACAUUGCCCCCGGCGACGCCUGCGAAGAAUAUCGUUCUUGACACAUCGUCUCUGUCCGAAUCAUCGACUUCUUCCGUAUGGAACCGCAUCUCGAACUGGGUCUCGGAAAACAAAGCUGUCGUCUAUACAGUUGCCGGCAUCGCUGUAGUCGUAACCGGUGGAACCGUAUAUUACCUGUCAACCUCAAGCAAACCUAAAGAACCUGCACAGCCUAGAAAGAGCAAGAACCAAAGGCGAAAGGAGAAGAAGAAGGCCGAGGAAGAGAAAAAGGCUCAGGAAUUGAAAGCUGCCGCUGAAGCAACCAAAACAGCCACGGUUGAAGAUGUCGGUGAAAUUCCGGAGGUAGAUGAGAACACCGUGCAUUCUUUAUCGGAAGAGACACGAAAAGCAUAUGCAGCAAAGCUCAAGGCUGCAGGUAACAAGGCUUACGGCUCGAAGGAUUACAACCGCGCAAUUGAAUUGUACGGCAAGGCCAUCUUGUGCAAACCAGAUCCUGUCUACUACUCGAACCGCGCCGCCUGCUGGAACGUUCUGUCUGAAUGGGAGAAAGUGGUCGAAGACACCAACGCCGCUCUCGCCAUGGACAAUGAAUACUUGAAAGCCCUCAACCGACGAGCUGUCGCUUACGAGCAUUUGGAUAGACACAACGACGCUCUUCUUGAUUUCACUGCUAGCUGCAUCCUCGAUCAAUUCACCAACCGCCAGAGCCGAGAAUCUCUAGAACGACUGCUGAAGAAGGUUGCUGAGAAGAAGGGCAAAGAGAUCAUGGAAGCAAAGGGCAAGCGGCUCCCUGGUGCCACUUUCGUCACCAACUACCUUCAGAGCUUCCGCCCCAAGCCAAUUCCUGCCGGUCUGGAUUCUGAGGACUUGGAUGAGGAAAGUGGUAAAGGAUUGUUGCGUAAGGGUUAUUUGGCGCUGGAGCAGAAGACAGGCGAAGGAUAUGAAGAGGCCUGGCACUCCUUCGAAAAGGCGCUUGAGUUGGGAGAUCUCGGUGAAUAUGAGGGAGACGCAUUGAACAUGCGUGCUACUUUCACAUACCUGCAGGGCAAUGCUGUGGGCGCGCUCGAAGACCUCAACAGGAGCGUUGAACUUCAACCAUCAUUGGUGCAAAGUUACAUCAAGCGCGCCAGCUUGCAUCUCGAGAUUGGCAACAAGGAGGCCGCUGUCGAUGAUUUCGAGCUUGCUAUUACGCAUAACAAGGAUGACCCUGACAUUUACUACCAUCGCGCACAGCUCCACUUCAUCCUUGGUGAAUUUGCCGAAGCGGCCAAGGACUACCAGAAAUCGAUCGACCUCGACCCAUCAUUCAUCUAUUCCCACAUUCAGCUUGGUGUGACACAAUAUAAGCUCGGCUCUGUUGCGUCAGCCAUGGCGACAUUCAAACGAUCGGUCAAGAAAUUUGAGAAUGUGCCGGAUGUUUACAACUACUACGGCGAGCUGCUCCUCGACCAGCAGGAUUUCCCGGGGGCCAUUGAAAAGUUCGACAAGGCGAUCGAGAUGGAGAGCAAGAUUAAGCCUACGGCUAUCAAUGUUUUGCCUCUCAUCAACAAAGCUCUUGGUAUCUUCCAAUGGAAGCAGGAUUUCAAGGAGGCCGAGAGUCUGUGCCAGAAGGCUUUGAUCAUCGAUCCGGAGUGUGACAUUGCCGUCGGUACCAUGGCUCAACUUUUGUUGCAGCAAGGCAGAGUCGCCGAAGCUCUCAAGUACUUCACCAGAGCCGCCGAGCUGGCCCGUACAGAGGGUGAGGUGAUCAAUGCUAUCUCCUAUGCCGAGGCCACCCGCACACAGCUCGAAGUCCAGGAGAAAUACCCCCAACUGGCAGCACGUCUACAAACUAUGGGCGCUAGCUUCGGUGCUCCACCAGGCCUGUAA